This is a messenger RNA of Symsagittifera roscoffensis, 1634 nucleotides long. RefSeq names its product four and a half LIM domains protein 2-like. The record is from RefSeq and is a predicted model, not a curated record. The coding region runs from base 258 to 1421 and encodes 387 amino acids. Lineage: Eukaryota; Metazoa; Xenacoelomorpha; Acoela; Convolutidae. Gene Ontology annotation, molecular function: transcription coregulator activity. Gene Ontology annotation, cellular component: Z disc; nucleus. The transcript has 7 exons.
UGUAACCAAUGCGCCCAAGAGCAGUUAGUUAAUUAGCUUCGGCUUAGUUAUUAGAUCUGGCGAUUUAUACUGCUAAACUUACCGAAGCAGAAAGCGUUAAAAUGUGGUUGAAUUGGACUGUUUGCCUAAAUUUGCAUAUUUAAGUACCAGAUAAAACUAGUAGACUAGCAGUAGUGCUUAACUGAUUUUGAGUUCGUUUGAAAAAUUUUACAUUUGACGAAGUGAACGGUUGUUGAAAAAAAUAUAAAAAUUUUAUUAUGGUCCUGACCGAACAGCAACAGGAGGAGCGGGACAGACUGCGGGAGGAGCAGUUUGACCGACUGCGCAAGAUCAGCUACAUGGCCAAUGGGGCCUCCAAGUUUCUCAGGACCAUCGGCAGAGAUCUCUCGGGGGGAGCGGACGUGGAGGAGAUCCUGAGCAAGCAGGAGAGGGGCGACAUCCAGCUCAUGAGUUUCCAGGACAUGGAGUCAAUGUUCAAGGAUGACGAUGACUCGGCCAACAAGAACAAGAACCUGAGCAAGGACAGUCAGCAUGGACAAGAGUACAUCUGCUGGUCAUGUGACAAGUCCCUAUAUGGUCAUAGAUUCGUGAACAAAGAGGGACACCCCUACUGUGUGCCCUGCUUCCACGACAAGUUCGGAAAUGACUGUUUCAAGUGCAACAAACUCAUCGAGGCCGAUACUAAGGAUGUGAGUUUUGAGAAGCAGCACUGGCAUGAGAAGUGUUUCACGUGUAAAGAGUGUAAGAAGCCGUUGGACGUGGAAGGGUUCUCCUUCAAGGACAAACAGCUCUUCUGUGAGGACUGCCACGACGUCAAUUAUGCGGACAAGUGCACCAGAUGCGAGAAGCCAUUCAAGCCAAGUCAGCAGAAGUUGAAGUGGAAUGGAGGCCAGUGGCACCCCGAUUGUUUCCAGUGCGGGGGGUGUGGGAAGGCGAUCGGACGCAGUCCCUUCCACCCCCACAAGGACACGCCCUACUGCAUAGACUGCUGGACCGAAAACUUCGCCAUCAAGUGUACCAACACCAAGUGCGGCAAGGCGAUCACUAGUGGGGGAGUGACGUAUAAGAAGCAGCCUUACCACAGGCAGUGUCUGGGCUGCAGUGAGUGUGGGAAGGAGUUGGCUGGACAGAGGUUCACCCUCAGUGAGGACACAUCCCUCCCCCUGUGCGCGGAGUGCUUCACCAGCAAACACGCCAAAAACUGCUACGAGUGUGACACCCCCAUCACAGGAAUCAGCGGUGGCAAGUAUCUGGCUUUCGAGGGAUUUUACUGGCACAGGGAAUGCUUCUAUUGCAAGUCGUGUGGGGAAAAACUGGAGGGCAUCAACUUCUUAGCAGAGGGAACUGGGAAGGAUACUGAGAUCCUGUGUCAGCCAUGUGGCCACAAGAGGAGGGGAUGGGAUUUCUCAGUUGAUGCAUGAGAAAUAAAAGAGAAUAUUCAAGAAGAAAAAAGAAGAGACAAUGAGCUCAAAUGGAGCAACUGUCCAGCAUAGUAUUUUGUAUAGUCAUCAGUUGACCUUUAUGUUAAAUAAAUCACACAAUAUUUCACUUCAAAUUAUUUGUACAUUCUCUCAGAACUAAAAGCGUCUAUCUAUUUCAUUGUUUAUGUCUUCAUGGAAGAAAUAAGUCACUUA